This is a messenger RNA of Cynoglossus semilaevis (tongue sole), 1716 nucleotides long. RefSeq names its product tripartite motif-containing protein 16-like. NCBI's taxonomy places the organism in Eukaryota, Metazoa, Chordata, Actinopteri, Pleuronectiformes, Cynoglossidae. The coding region runs from base 16 to 1701 and encodes 561 amino acids. The record is from RefSeq and is a predicted model, not a curated record. The transcript has a single exon. Gene Ontology annotation, molecular function: protein binding; zinc ion binding.
CUCUGAGGAGGUGAAAUGGAGCAGAAACAAAAUUCGUUAGACCUCGAAAGAUUUUGCUGUAUGAUCUGUCUGGAUCAACUCAGGAAUCCAGUUACUAUACUCUGUGGACACAGCUACUGCAUGAACUGUAUUAAAGCCCACUGGAACAAAGAAGAUGAGAAGAAGAUCUACAGCUGUCCUCAGUGUAUGCAGGUCUUCAACCCAAGACCCAUCGUUGGGAAGAACACCAUACUAACAGAUCUAGUGGAGGAGCUGAAGAAGACCAGACUCCAAGCUGCUCCUGCUGAUCACUGCUAUGCUGGAGCUGAAGACGUGGCCUGUGAUGUCUGCACUGGGAGGAAACUGAAAUCUGUCAAGUCCUGUUUGGUUUGUUUGGCCUCUUACUGUGAAGAACACCUCCAGCCUCAUUAUCAAUCACCUCCAUUUAAGAAACACAAGCUGGUGGAGCCCUCCAAGAACCUCCAGGAGAACAUCUGCUCUGUUCAUGAUGAGGUGAUGAAGAUGUUCUGUCGCACCGAUCAGCAGUGUAUCUGUUAUCUCUGCUCUGUGGAUCAACAUAAGGGUCACGACACAGUGACAGCUGCAGCAGAGAGGACACAGAGACAGAGAGAGGUGGAGCUGAGUCUACAAGAAAUCCAGCAGAGAGUCCAGGACAGAGAGAAAGAUCUGAAGGAGCUUCAACAGGAGGUGGAGGCUGUCAAUGUCUCUGCUGAUAAAGCAGUGGAGGACAGUGGGAAGAUCUUCACUGAGAUGAUCCGUCUCCUGGAGAAAAGAUCUUCUGAUGUGAAGCAGCAGAUCAGAUCGACGCAGGAAAGAGAAGUCCGUGAGGUCAGAGAUGUUGAGGUGAAGCUGCAGCAGGAGAUCACUGAGCUGAAGCAGAAAGAGGCUGAACUGAAGCAGCUCUCACACACACAGGAUCACAACCAGUUUCUCCUCAACUGUCCCUCACUGUCAGCACUCAGACCAUCUCCACACUCAUCCAGCAUCAACGUCCGUCCUCGGAGAUACUUUGAGGAAGUGACAGAGGCCGUGAUAAAGUUCAGAGGUCGACUACAGGACCUUCUGACUGACACCUGGACAAACGUUAUACGAAAAGUAACCCAAGUGGAUGUUCUACUGCCACGACCAGAACCACAGACCAGAGCUGAGUUCUUACAAUAUUCUCAGGAAAUCAAACUGGAUCCAAACACAGCAAACAGACGUCUGUUAUUAUCUGAGGGAAACAGAAAAGUGACAACAACGUGGGAAUAUCACUCUUAUCCUCGUCAUCCAGACAGAUUCACUGAUUGUUGUCAGGUCCUGAGUAGAGAGAGUCUGACUGGACGUUGUUACUGGGAGGUGGAGUGGAGAGGCAGUGACGCAGGACUUCGUAUUGCAGUCACAUACAAGAAUAUCAGCAGAGUGGGAAAAUCUGAUGAAUGUAGAUUUGGAUUAAAUGACAAAUCCUGGGCGUUAGACUGCAACCAGCACCGCUGUGAAUUUUGGCACAAAUGUAACAAGACCCGAGUCUCAGUUCCUGGUUCCUCCUCCUCCAGAGUAGGAGUGUACCUGGACCACAGAGCAGGUCUUCUGUCCUUCUACAGAGUCUCUGACUCCAUGACUCUCCUCCACAGAGUCCAGACCACAUUCACUCAGCCUCUCUAUGCUGGACUUUGUCUUUGUGUCACUGAAACUGAAGCAGAGUUCUGUAAAGUUAUUUAGACAGAGCUUCCUUUA